UUUCUUAUAUGAAAACUGAAUUCUUUUGUCAUUGGUUUAUUUUAUGCAAAGAUAUUCUUACCUGUCCUAAGCUUCAUUUGGCAUAUAAGUAAACAUUGGUUCGGCAUAGUAGUUAUGGGAGAGAAACAGGCAAACUUGAAGGAUGAACAACAACACAGAGGUGAUCAACCAAUACAAGGAUGCUUUUCCAGCAUUUGGAGGCUAUAUGGAGUGCAUGUCUCGGACGUUCUUAACGGGUCUGGCAUCGUUUAGCUUAGCUUUUGGAGGCACAUAUAUCAGUCAGCACUUGUUGGUGAAAUACCUUCCCUACAGCCGCAAGAAUCACAUCAUAGUGUCAAGCUUGGUGGCUUGUGGCGUCGCGUACCAAGUAACAGCUGUUCGAGCCAAAGCCUGCCAGGCUGCGUGGAUGGCAGCUGAGGACAAGCACACUUUUUUAAACCCAAUUUCUGAUAGACCAAUACCUGCUGAGGAGGAGGACGAUUAACCAACUGAAAAAAAAGAAGAGGAUAAAACCAACUCUAUUCAUAAAAUCAAGUUCAAAGACACAUAUAGACAGAACUAUAUAUUUUUAAUUGUUGUGGUGUUAUAAUAGGGAACAGCUUUUAAGUCUUACAGCACUAUACUAGCGUGUCCUCCUAACAAAAUGGCUUAUAUUGGAGUUCUACGAUCGGGGGUUUCUCUAUGUGAAAAUAUUUUGGUUAGUUCUUCCUCAAGGUUAAAAGUAUAUAGAACUGAAAAUGCUCUCAGGAGUUAUACAGCAUUUGCAGGUGAUUCAACCAUGACUUAUCAGUUUUAUAAGUCAUGUUCAACUUCAAGUCUCACUGAUCUUGUAAGACUUCCAUUACUCAAGAGCAGUUGUAUGAUAAGCUUGAGACCAUUUACCACAACUGUAGUAACUUGUAA
Molecule: messenger RNA, 903 nt
Organism: Homarus americanus (American lobster)
Lineage: Eukaryota; Metazoa; Arthropoda; Malacostraca; Decapoda; Nephropidae
Exons: 3
Coding region: 143-484 (113 amino acids)
Source: RefSeq, a predicted model, not a curated record